AUGGCAGAGAAAUUGGCACCGGAAAAGCGUCACGUUUUCCUCCACAACGGUCAAAAGGUUUUCGAAUGGGAUCAAACCCUAGAAGAGGUCGAUAUUUACAUUAAUCUUCCUCCUAAUGUUCAUUCCAAACUAUUUUACUGUAAGAUUCAGUCCAAACACAUUGAACUUGGCAUCAAAGGCAAUCCUCCCUUUCUCAAUCAUGAUCUUAGUUCACCGGUGAAGACAGAUUCUUCGUUUUGGACUUUAGAGGAUGACAUAAUGCAUAUAACUUUGAAUAAAAGAGAUAAGGGUCAGACAUGGGCUUCUCCUAUAUUAGGUCAAGGUCAGUUGGAUGCUUACUCUAGUGAUCUUGAGCAGAAACGCCUCAUGCUUCAAAGAUUUCAAGAGGAGAACCCGGGAUUUGAUUUUUCACAAGCUCAAUUUAGUGGAAACUGCCCCGAUCCAAGGACCUUCAUGGGUGGAAUUCGAACGGAUUGA
This is a messenger RNA of Lathyrus sativus (Indian pea), 477 nucleotides long. Lineage: Eukaryota; Viridiplantae; Streptophyta; Magnoliopsida; Fabales; Fabaceae. The record is from the annotation of a GenBank genome assembly.